AUGCAGGUACUUGCGCGUUCUCUAUUAGCAGCACUGGCAGCAUGGCAGUCUCGCGAUCCCAGCCCCACCACCGGCCAGCUGCACAAUCCUGCUCCGGGAAAUCAAUCCGCAGUGAACCUGACGGUCAUCACAUCUGGCGGAAAUCACUCGAGUCCCUUGCUGUACGGGAUCAUGUUUGAAGUGGGCCCGACUGUUCCCCGCAAAGACUUCUCUCUGUGGCCAGGGGACGGAGGGCUCCACGGACAAUUGCUCCAGAACAAUGGCUUUCAGGGGGCGGACCCCGGUCUGACGGCAUACAAGCCCAUCGGACCGGCAGAGAUCAUGCAGGAUUACCUGUACCCCGUGAGCGAGGCGAUCACUUCCUCGCUGCAGGUCUCGGUGACGACGGGGGCCACGGGUUGGGCCGGAUUCGCAAACACGGGCUACAAAGGCAUUCCGGUGGUCAACACCACCUAUUGGUGUCAGUUCUGGAUGCUGGGGGACUACACUGGCGAUCUCAUUCUCCGGCUGGUCGGCGCCUCCAAUGGGACGAUCUACGCCUCGCACAACGUUCCGGUGGGCAGCACUGCCCAAAAGUUCACUCAAUACACGACAGAAUUCCACGCGAGUGCCUCGCCUGAUGGGCACAAUGAGUGGCAGCUCCUCUUCAAUGCCUCCAAGGUCGCAGGCGGGACGCUCAAUUUCGGCCUUCCGCAGUUGUUUCCGCCAACGUAUAAGUCGAGGCCGAAUGGGCUGAGGGAUGACAUUGCCCAGGUGAUUGCAGAUCUGAAACCGUCCUUCUUGCGCUUCCCCGGAGGAAAUAACCUCGAAGGCCUGCAGGUCGACAGUCGCUGGCAAUGGAAUCUGACCAUCGGCCCGGUGGUCGACCGUCCGGGGAGACAAAGUGAUUGGUUCUAUCCCAACACGGAUGCGUUAGGUCUGGAUGAGUAUCUCUGGUGGUGCGAGGACAUGAAGAUGGUCCCCGUCUUAGCCGUAUGGGAUGGCAAGUCCUACGGCGGGAUUCAGUCCGGCCAAGAGCUCGAGCCCUACAUUGAAGAUAUCCUGCACGAGCUUGAAUACUUACUUGGGCCACCCAACACGACAUACGGAAGCCUCCGCGCCCGCAACGGACGAGUGCAGCCAUGGCCGAUCGAGUAUAUCGAAAUCGGCAAUGAAGAUGACUACACGGGGGGCUGUCCCACGUAUCCCCAGCGCUUCAUGCAGAUCUACGAGGCGAUCCACCAGAGCUACCCCAACCUCACCCUCAUCACGUCGGCAAGCGAUCCCCAGUGUCUUCCCGCCGAGCCCCCGCCGGGCAUCAUGUAUGACUUCCACUACUAUCGCAGCCCGGACCAGUUGGUCGCCCAGUUCCACGAAUGGGACCACCAGUCCCGAUCGCGCCCGGCGAUGAUCGGCGAGUAUGGCUGUCGCAAUACGAGUUCCCCGGAUGGGUUCUACUGGCCCUUCAUGCGAUGCAGCUGCAGCGAGGCGGUCCACAUGAUUGGGUUGGAGCGCAACAGCGACGUGGUUAAGAUGGCCUCGUAUGCCCCGUUGCUGCAGAACUUCCCCUACACCCAGUGGUCGCCGACGUUGAUUGGUUUCGACUCCAACCCGGGGUCUCUCACCCUGUCGACUUCCUACUGGGUCCAGAAGAUGUUCUCAACCUCCCAGGGAGAGACGAUCCUCCCGGUCAACUCGACCGCCAGCUUCGGCCCCCUGUACUGGGUCGCAUCGAAGACCCACCGCACGUACAUGGUGAAGAUGGCCAACUACGGCCACGAGCUGCGCAGCGUGCGGGUCACAAUCCCCCACACCACCGCAGGUCAUCUGGAGAUGCUCUCCGGGCCCCCCGACGGGGUGAAUCUUCCGCAUAAUUCGACCAUCCGGCCGGUGCGCCAGAAGGUGACGGGCGUCAGGGGCAGCUACGUGGUCUCGAUGCCUGCCUGGGGGGUUGCAGUCCUCUUGGUGCAUUGACGCAGGUGGUUCGGUACCUCCUCUAGAUAAUUGUGUGCAUAGUCGGCGUUGAGUGUCCAUUCAAU
Messenger RNA from Aspergillus saccharolyticus JOP 1030-1, 2018 nucleotides. RefSeq names its product glycoside hydrolase. Bases 1 to 1953 code for a protein of 650 amino acids. Gene Ontology annotation, biological process: L-arabinose metabolic process. Lineage: Eukaryota; Fungi; Ascomycota; Eurotiomycetes; Eurotiales; Aspergillaceae. The record is from RefSeq and is a predicted model, not a curated record. The transcript is spliced from 7 exons. Gene Ontology annotation, molecular function: alpha-L-arabinofuranosidase activity.